Molecule: messenger RNA, 1971 nt
Organism: Schistosoma guineensis
Lineage: Eukaryota; Metazoa; Platyhelminthes; Trematoda; Strigeidida; Schistosomatidae
Source: the annotation of a GenBank genome assembly
CAAAUGGACGAGGAGAUUUAGAUGUUUAGAUUUGUGACGUUCUGAAACUCCUCUUAUCAACCUCUGAUACUGAUUAUCAGAUAUCUCUAAUAUCACAAUUUUUUUGCUUGUCAUCAUUAUCGAUAAUGUUCAUUUCUUAGUAUUGAUAGGACAAUUGCAAACAAAAUAACAACUCGACGCCAUAUGAAAAUGAGUAUCACCUUAUUAGGUUUUAAAACUAUGUUAACGGAGGAGUUAGGUAACAGUUUAGAAGAAGAUUUAAGACAAAUGGUGAUUUCGAUAACUACACAAGAACUUGAAAAAAUAAAACAAGAACUCAUUUGUUCAUUUAAAGACUCAAAGUCAUUCUCUUUGGAUGGGACACGAUGGUCCAAAAUAAUCAAAACGUUUGCGAAGAUUGUAAAAGAACUAUUUUUAGGACCCGGAGCGGAAACAAAUACGUCGGCAUUUUCAUCUCAACAGGAAAGCAUUCCAAAGGCUUUUAGGGAAAUAGUGUACAUGUACAAUAAAACAGUAUGCUCUGAUAAUCAGGGAUACAGUGAUAUAAACAAUGGACUAUCUUUAGAAGAAAGUCAGAGAAGCCCUUCCCAGUUUGAAACAAACUACCCCACUGAUUUGUCCACAAAUGUUUGCACUGACUCCGAAUGUGAAUAUUUUAAAGUUAUACUAACACCUGAUGUAAGGCCUACUGACAGACGUUGUGUCUCCGAAAAUUUACUACAAACAAUGGAUCCAUUAUGGAAUGAAUAUGCAAAAGAAGUUGAUGAAGAAACUGACAUUCAAUUGGAUAGAAAUUUGCCUAUUAUUGAUGAAAAUGAUGAAAUCUUUACUAAUCUUAUCAAUACAAUCGCAAAAGAUUUCAAUGAGAUGAAAUUUACCAGUGAUAAUGAAAAUUUUAAAUUCUUUGAAAUACCAGUUCCUGAUGAGAUAGACAUGAAACCAACUUAUGAAACAGCUUGUCAAUUAUUCAAUAAUAAUUCUAAAUCUGUACUUACGAACCUCAGUCAAUCAUUUUUAAUGGAUAAAUCAAAAUGGAUUUUACCAAUUUUGAAGUUGCACACUGAUGAAGAUGAAACUAUGUUUCGAAGAACAAAAACACUGCCAAGUAGUAAACUGGAUGAAUUAUUUAUUCAUGAAGUAAAUAAAUACAAAAAACGAAGUGAAAAAGUUGAAAAUAUAUCAGUUGACAAUUUUAAUGAAAAAUAUAAGAAAACUUUAGCAGAAUUAAAAAAUGAAGAACAAAAGUUCAAUAAAUUAAAACAAAAGUUAAUAAUAUGUCAGUACAAGUCCAAUGAAGUGCCGUUGUGGAAUACAGGCAAUGAUAUGAUAGUUAAUAAUGACAGUAGUGACUAUGAGUUGUUAAACAAUUGUGAAGAAAAAAUCAAUUUACUCAAACUUAAUUUGAUGAAUUUAAUUAAUACUUCACCAGUUUGUAGUAUUUACAAGACUGGCAAAGAAAUGUGUGAUCAUAAGUUAAACAGUAUAAGAAAUACAAUUCAACAACGAUUUCUUGUUGUAUGGAAUAAAUUAAAACUUACUGAAAAUGAAAAACAAUCUUGUUUAUUGAAAUUUUGUUGGCAACAUAUGAGUGAUACUAUUUAUAUGGCAAAUAUGAAUAAAGCAUUAAACUUAUUGGAAUAUGCAGCGAAAUAUAUUGAACGUCGUGAAAUGUUAUUACAUAAAUUAGCAAAAAUUGAAAUUGAACAUUUAAUUCAAUCAAAAAAUUAUAGUUUAAAUGAUAAUCAUUUGGAAUUGAAAUGUUCAGAUGAACGUUAUAAAGUUGAUAAGAAAUUUAACAAGUUGGAGAAACUGAUUGUGUCUACUGCUAAACAACUGGAGAAGAAGUUUAAUUAUACUCUGACAUUCAACGGUCAAAUUUAUCUUAAAAAGAUGGUCCAUGAUCGAAGUGAUCUGAUUUAUUUACUGAGAGAAAAGUACAAAAGUAAACCAGGACAUGAUAGCGCAAUAUAG